Messenger RNA from Leptomonas pyrrhocoris, 996 nucleotides. RefSeq lists its product as hypothetical. Bases 1 to 996 code for a protein of 331 amino acids. NCBI's taxonomy places the organism in Eukaryota, Euglenozoa, Kinetoplastea, Trypanosomatida, Trypanosomatidae. The transcript has a single exon. The record is from RefSeq and is a predicted model, not a curated record.
AUGCAGCUUCAGGGCCACAUUGAGGACUUUGAUGCAUCACUCUCCUGCGAUUCAACUGGUGACGCUCACACAGCGCUGGGGCGUCUGCAAAUGGACGGCAUUGCUCAGAUAGUGAGUUUCAUGGGCGAGCAGUCCACCACUUGCAGUAUUCACACACUGAGUGCCGUGUGUCCACAGAUGAGGCUGGACAGAGAGACUCUGAGAAGCCACCGUGACGAUGAAAUGGACUGUCGUGGUGUGGUGGUCCGAGACAGCCAGCUGAUGUACGAGAUCACAGCAACAGGGAAAAGCGUGACUCCUCUAAAGAUUGCACACGCGCUGUGGUGGGCGGCUCAGUGCGAGCUUCCGCUGGGUGUCACCGUCGACAAUGAACGUAGCGACGUGCUGACACUUUUCGAGGAACGUGUGAGAGACCGAGUGGAGGAGCUGUACAUUAAUGUCCAUACAAAAGCUGCGUGCGUGCAAGACCCCGCGUCGGCGUGCGACGGUCAGUGCGGCAUGUUUCUCGACGCGCUGUCGGCAUUUCCACACGUGAUGAAACUGUCAAUUAAUUGCAGUGGAACGUAUGGUGACUCUCGCGCUGUUGUUGACGUGAAUCGUGCGUUACGUGUUGCAGCGCAGAUGCCGAUCAGCGAAAUGGAAGUUUCAUUUUUGACGAAGCUUACGAACUUCUCGGCGCUGUCGGGAUCGCAGCAUCUUCAACGACUGACAGCCACCUAUUGUGAAAUAGAGUCGGUGGCUGAUUUGGAGAGCUGUCCAAUGCUCACCGAUCUUGACGUCUCCGACAAUAAACACCUGCCGAGUGUUUCGGAUCUCGCAGGUGCACCACGCCUCAAAACUCUAGUCGCAAAGGAUUGUGACAUACGAAACUUAGACGGUCUCGGCAACUUCCCCUACCUCUGCAACCUUGACGUGUCAGGCAACGAGUCAUUAGAGGAUCUUCACGGCCUUGCUGGAGCGGAGAGCCUCGAGAAACUUGUUGCGAAACAAUGUUAA